Molecule: messenger RNA, 2025 nt
Organism: Danaus chrysippus (African queen)
Lineage: Eukaryota; Metazoa; Arthropoda; Insecta; Lepidoptera; Nymphalidae
Source: the annotation of a GenBank genome assembly
AUGUCUAAUAAAGGUGAAAAAUAUGAUGGAAGACGGGCUGAUGUCUGGUCGUGUGGUGUUAUACUUUAUGCCCUACUGGUUGGAGCACUGCCUUUCGAUGACGAUAAUUUACGGCAACUUCUCGAAAAGGUUAAAAGAGGUGUUUUCCAUGUACCACACUUCGUACCGCCCGAUUGUCAACAAUUACUGCGGGGAAUGAUUGAAGUCAAUCCAGAAAAACGAAUGACUUUAGCUGAAAUAACACGUCAUCCAUGGGUAACGGCGGGAGGUAGGGGAGAAUUGGAACAGGAAUUACCCAUGAUGGAAGUAGUUCAAACCAGGGUACUGCCUUCAGCAGAGGCAAUAGACCCUGAUGUAUUACAAGCUAUAUGCAGCUUAGGAUGUUUUAAACAUAGGGAUAAACUUAUACAAGACUUGUUAAGUCCACAUCACAACACAGAGAAGGUCAUCUACUUCCUAUUAUUAGAACGUAAGCGACGUCGCCCGGCCAGAGAUGAUGAGCCGAGGCCACCAGCGCCCGGUACACCAAGUGACCCGCCACGGAAAAGAUUAGACACCUGCCGGGUGAAUGGACAGUCAGCUCAUUUCGGACAAAUAAGUGAAGGUUCUCCAAUAACACCCAGAAGAUCGCAGUUUAGGUCUGCUUCCCGAAGAAGUGAGGGUCGUUCAUCCCCACAGCUAUCAGCGAGCCCUCCUGGUCACACACCACAUCGUGUUUCUUCUCUAGGAGGUACGCCAGCUACCCCCGGCUCACCUUUAGGUAAUAAACCGACAUCAAACAAAGGCGGAGAGCCCGGGGAGGCGGUUAUAAUAAUCAACGAACCUGUCAUGACCCCAGUUUCUGUUCGGCCGCACAGUCCCUCACAUAGAGUCCGUGAGAGAUCAUCCCUCCCCGGGCCAGCUACAACUCAAGCGCCUAUACAAGCGACGCUGUUCACUAACAUAGGGACUAUGGCUGGCCCCUGUCCCCCGGGCUCGUCGGCGGGAGGCCCGGCCGCGCCCUGGCGGGCUCGACUCGCAACCAUCAAGAACUCAUUCCUUGGUUCUCCGAGGUUCCACAGACGGAAAAUGCAAGCUUCGUCCGAGGAGGUACAUCUUACACCGGAUUCAUCUCCAGAGCUAACUAAACGCUCCUGGUUCGGCUCGCUCUUGUUAUCAGCUGACAAGGAAGAAACAUUCACAGCAUUAGUCAAAGGAAAACCUCUAGCUACAGUAAAAGCUGAUUUAAUACACGCCUUCCUUAGUAUAGCGGAAUUGUCCCAUAGCGUUUUAAGUCCAAUGUCAUUCCGUGUUGAAUACAAAAGGGGUUCAAAUGCUCCCGCUAUGUUUCAAAGACACGUGAGAUUCCAGGUCGACAUUUCAACUAUAACCAAAGCACCCGGUGAAAAUGGAAAGGAAUAUUUGUAUGCCAUAACAUUCACAUUGCUAUCCGGUAAUAUUCGUCGUUUCCGUCGAGUGUGCGAGGUAGUUCAGUCAGCGGUGUGCCGCGCGCCGGGAGCGUCCCGCGCGCCUCACAACCACCCGCCCUCACCGCGAGCACAUAGAAGAAAUAUAGCUCCUAAUGCGUCUUCCGAGAUCCCGGAUAGUCCGGAAACACCCCACCAUCAAUCCGACCACGACAGUGACUCGUCGGUUUUCGACGCGGUGAAAAGUCCGACCAGUCACACUUCCAUCGAUCAAUUAGACCAGAACGGCACACAUCCGUUGGGAUCAAGUUCUUCCGUGACGAGUGGAUCCAGCGGAUACAAAGUUAUCGUGGGAUUGCAGCAAGGCGUGCGGCGGCGGGCAGCUGACCCAGCCAGCGCCUCCCUCGACCACGAGAUAAUGAGCUGCGGGCGGGACCUGCCCGGAACACACACGAAGCGCUCGUCUUCCGAAUGUCGCGAGGCGUCUUCCCGGCGCCGCGGCCUGGAAUCCCGGGACAGUUCCAUCAAAGACGAACUCCGUAGGAACAACUCCUUGAGGGACAACCGGCGGGACUUCGCCCCCGACGUGCCCCGCGACCCCGCAGCCUCCAUCGCGUGA